Pollicipes pollicipes is the source of this 3072-nucleotide messenger RNA. RefSeq lists its product as uncharacterized. Lineage: Eukaryota; Metazoa; Arthropoda; Thecostraca; Pollicipedomorpha; Pollicipedidae. The transcript is spliced from 7 exons. The coding region runs from base 138 to 2666 and encodes 842 amino acids. The record is from RefSeq and is a predicted model, not a curated record.
UGUGGUGCGGGUACCCAUCGGCUGCAGAGUCGUGCACUCAGGGCGACGCUGGAGCGGCCGACGGCUCCCGGAGCGGCCGGGACACCAACGGCUGCUGAAACUGACUAGCGCGCGGUGGAGGCGGCCACCCCAGUGAUAUGGAGCUCUGCAGGUGGUCAGGUGUCCUUCUGCUGCUCGCUGUAGCGCUGGUGGAACCAGUUGCUGACGGUCGGCCCGCCUGGAACAUCCUCUGCGACCGUCCUGCAAUAGUCGGCGGAUGGGUGUGGCAGCGGGCCUCCCCGAUGAAGAGCUCUGUCCAGUACAAGUGCCUCAAGGGACACCGCCGACUCGGCCCGCUGUUCAACACCUGCAUCGGCGGCCGCUGGAUCAUGGCGCAUCCCGUCUGUGUCAGGGCCGGCUGUCCGGCGCUGGCGGCCCCUCCCGGGGGCGUUGUCCGCCGACAGUGGCGGGGGGCCGUGGUCAGGUUCGGCUGUCGCCUGGGCCGCCGCCUGACAGGGUCUCCAUUGCUCGUCUGCGACGGCACCCGCUGGAACGGCACGGCGCCGCUCUGCCGAGGCGAGAGGCGGCAGCGCGGCAGGAGGAAAGGACACCGCGUGAGGCUGCGGCUGACCCGACCGGCCGCUGACGGCGCGCCGGCCCGGCUCGUCUCCGGCAUGUACCCGGCCGACCGGAGCAGUCUGGCGUGCCUCCGCCUCCGCCGGCCGGCCCGAGGUCAGCCUCGCGUUUACGUCCGGCGGGCGAGAAAGCCGCUCGUGGACCUGCAGAUGUCGCGACUCUCGAUCAUCUCCAGCAGACGCCGCGGGGGUCGCGCUGAGGACACAUUCCAGCUGCCCCAGCUAGGGUCACCGUUUCAGGUUGUCAUCGAAGGCGUCCCCGCCGCCGACCACGUGACCGAUGCUGCCGUCGUUGACGUCACCCUGAUGCAUGGAGACGAAUGCGGCGCGUCUGCGGAGGUAUCGUCCGGGCCACGAUUCACCGAAGGGGUAAGCGUGGUGACCGGGGAUGUUCAGCACGGGGAUGCACCCAGGAGAGCAGGCAACGACACAUCCUGUAGACCUUCGACGUCCGGCGAAGCGAACUGUGAGAAAGCUCUGGCAAGCGGCAUGGGAGAUGGGAGAACAGUCCCAGUCGACGACAAGGCAUCACCCGGACCACCAAACCCACCCGAUGCCAUUCCAAUGACAACCGAAGUUUUGGAUCGCCAUGCCACCGCCAGCCCUCCGAGCAGCGCCUUUGAAACGACACAGUCACCUACAACAGCGGCACGGACAGGGACACACUCGACGACUGCGGAUCGGAAUCGCGCGCCAUGGGUGCGCGGAGUGACGGUCGCGCCGAGCGGCGGGAGCAGGGCUCCCUUUGCACCCGCCCGACAGAAUGAAACCGUAGGCAGAGUCGGUGAACAGUUUUCACAAGAGCCGAGUGUAACCAGGGUAGUCUUCCCCGGGCACGCUACAGGGACUAUACAGAGGGAGGCUGACCAGAGGGCCUUACCAGAGGAGUCGGAGACAAGUGCGACCUUUUCCUCCAGGGAAGGAGAGGCGACUCCGAAUGUGUUAGCGGAGGAUGCAUCAACGAAGUCCAGCGUUAUCCCUCCGACCACAGAGAUGUUUUCAACAGCCCUGCCGGCGGCGGCAGCGGUGACCACAAGUGUCUUCUUUGCUAAAAAAAGAACGGAGACAAUUAAUGUCUCCCCAGAAAGCAGCGUGGUAAACCCGAGUGGCGUCCCUGAUGGCAGAGCAACGACCGCAAGCUACAUCCCACAGGAUGGAUCAUGGACGACAAAUUUCUCCGUCGCAGACAGAACGGAUGCCUCAACUGACAUUCGCGAUGACAGAGCGGAUGCCUCAACUGCAUUCCCCCAUGACAGAGCAGACGCCUCAAAUGCCUUCCCCGAUGACAGAGGGGAUGCCGCAACUGCAUUUCCCCACGCCAGAGGGGGUGUCUCAUUUGCAUUCCCCGAUGACAGAUGGGAUGCCUCAACUGCAUUUCCCGAUGGCAGAGCGGAUGCCUCAACUGCAUUCCCCCAUGCGAGAGGGGGUGUCUCAUUUGCAUUCCCCGAUGACAGAUGGGAUGCCUCAACUGCAUUUCCCGAUAACGGAGGGGAUGUCUCAACUGCAUUCCCCGAUGACAGAGGGGAUGCCUCAACUGCGUUCCCCGAUGACAGAGGGGAUGUCCCAACUGCCUUCCCCGAUGACAGAGCGGAUACCUCAGCUGCCUUCACCGAGGACAGAACAGCGAGUCUGGCUGCCUUCUCCGAUGGCAAUGCGGGAACUUCCAAUACCUUACCGGAGGACGGCGCGCCAACUCCGCACGACUUCCCGGAGAAGGCGGUGGCGACUUCGAAUGACCUCUCAAGCAGUGGCCGAGAGGGAGCUCGAGAGUCGCCCCCUACCAAUGACCUUCUACCACUGGUGCUGGGCGUUCCGGCAGCGGCGGGGGCGGCAGCACUUCUGGGAACGGCGAUGCUCGUGGCGCUCCGCCGCCGACGCGGAAAGUCGGUCGUCGCCGACGGCACCGGUGCGUUCCUCGACCCGGCUCCGGACGACGCGGACCCCAUCUCCACUCUGAUCCGGCAGAACAAGCUCGACCAUCAGGUGCAGGUGCUCCGAGCGCCGGGCGCCGAGACAGCAGAGGUGGGCGCACAGGACCGCGCUGCGAACUAACUCGCUCAGAUGUGUGGCGACGGUGCCUGCGACCGGGAAAAGCGCGCGGCUUGAGCGGGUCUGUGAACCUUCUUGCCGUGUCCGCAGAGUGCCAUCUCCCCUAAUCUGCACACCAGCGUCUGCGCCGAUAAAUCGUAGGCUGGGUUGUCGUAACAUCGGUGAACGAAAUGGCCAAGGUGAUCAAAAACGGAGGCUGUGCGAACCGACGCCAUGAAGUGUGCCAUGGCGGUGUCUGCGGCGGGAAAGGGAAGGUCAUAUGGGUGUUAGUGUUUAUGUCGUCUUAGAUGACCAGGUGUGCAUUGUUGUACUGAAGACGGCAUUUGACCUGGACGCACUUCUCGCUCUGCUGUUACGGUGUUGAUACGAUGACUGAGGUAUUUAACAAUAGAUCAAUUGGUUUCCUGCA